Messenger RNA from Linepithema humile (Argentine ant), 551 nucleotides. It is a transcript of the gene RpL28, whose product is annotated as ribosomal protein L28. Lineage: Eukaryota; Metazoa; Arthropoda; Insecta; Hymenoptera; Formicidae. Gene Ontology annotation, molecular function: structural constituent of ribosome. The record is from RefSeq and is a predicted model, not a curated record. Gene Ontology annotation, biological process: translation. Gene Ontology annotation, cellular component: cytosolic large ribosomal subunit; ribosome.
UCUAUAUAUGAUGUAGUUCGUGAAGUUACGUCCAUCUUGAAAAUUUCUUUCCUUCGUCGUUUCUCCUCACUGGCGCACGUGUGUAGAGACUCCAAGAUGUCGUCACACUUGACUUGGAUGAUAAUCCGUGACAACAAUGCCUUCCUUCUCAAGAAGCGCAACAUCAAUAAGCCGUUCUCUACGGAGUCCAACAACUUGACGAAUUUGAGCAGUUAUCGAUACUCUGGCUUGGUCCAUCGCAAAAGCGUAGGCAUUGUUGAUACUCCUGACAAAAAGGGAUUCACAGUUGUCUACAAGAAGGCUAAGGCAGUUAACAAGCCUGCUAAGGCUACGGUAAAGAGCACCAUGAAGGCUGGAGCACGUCGUUCCCUUCAUAAGCUGAAGUCUUUGCUUACAAAGAACAAGUAUCGUGUGGAUCUUACCAAAGCUGCGCUGCGACGAGCCAGUGCUGUGUUACGUUCUCAGAAACCUCUCCCUGCUAAGAAGACACGAACUACUAAAAAGCCGAUUAAUUUGUAUACUUUAUUAAAUACAUAUGUUUUAAAGUAAUU